This is a messenger RNA of Triticum turgidum subsp. durum (durum wheat), 2307 nucleotides long. NCBI's taxonomy places the organism in Eukaryota, Viridiplantae, Streptophyta, Magnoliopsida, Poales, Poaceae. The record is from the annotation of a GenBank genome assembly.
AUGGCGUCGGCGUCGGCCUCCACCGACGUCGCGUCCUCGCGCGAGGCGAGUCGCCAGGCCGGGAAGAAAGCGCUGGAGGAGUUCCGUAAGAAGAAGAAGAAGGCCGCGAAGAAGGCCACCGCCGCUGUAGUAGACCAGGCAGCGCCUGUGGUUCCCAGCGUAGUGGAGAACCCCCUGCCAAAUUCCAAUAAUGGUAACACCGGAGAGGGUUUGGUGUCUGCUUUGGACUCGAGCACACCAAGCACAUCAUCUGCGCCAUCUGCUUCCUAUGAGAAUGGCCCAACCACUUCUUCCAGAGUCACCGGAUUUCUGUCGAAUGGUCCUGUAGUUGCAGAUGCAUCAGCUAAUGUUACUACUGUUGCCCCCCUGCAAGAUUCUGUUGAUGACGGAGGGAGCAAGUUUUAUGGAAACUUGAGCUUUUCCGAUCUAGUUAAUGGGCAUCACGAUGAUUGGAGAGGCGAUACUGCCCGUAAAAGGGUAGAGCUCAGUCCUGGCAAGGAUGCCCCUUUAACAUCUAAAUUAAGUGCAUUUGGAAACACUGACAGUGGUUCCCAGUCUACUGAGGUCUUGUCAAAAUGGGGAGGAAAUUCUUUGUUGAGUCAAGUACAUGGUAUCGAGCAAUCCAGUUCAUUUUCAUCCGGCAACCUUCUUGGGAAGUCUGAAAGCACUUUCUCUCAGGAUUACUCCCCAGAAAAUGAUAUCUUCGGCCGCUCACGAGCUACCUCCAAAGACUCUUCCCAAGCAGGGCACUCUGCAUAUACCAGCAACCGGGACUAUGACAGUAUCUUUAGUAGUUCUAAGGUCGCUGAUGGUUUAGAUCAUGAUGCAAAUAUUGGAAUGCUUCGGAAUGCAUUAAAUUCCACAUCUGCUAAUUUUGAUAAACAGGAUCCUUUUCUGUCAACUGCUUAUCCAACUGCAUACAAUCGAUCUCGGCCAUCUUUUCUUGAUUCUAUUGGGGUACAAAGAGCUCUUCCAGCAGAAGCCCCGUACGUUGAACCUUCGAAAGCAAGCAAUAAGCUAUUCAGCAGUUCAAAUUCCGAGAGUUCUUCUGUUCAGCAGCCAAGCCAACAAUCCACACAAAACAAUGUCGUGGAUAAUUCUGUUAUAGCAGGGAGACAAGAGUAUAAUAGUGAAAAGGGGCCAUAUGGCAAUUCUAUACUUCCUGAUUCCUUGCCUUCCAAAGAUGAAAAAAGUCUGCAGUAUGGUAAUCAAAUGUUCCAAGAUUUCACAAGUCGUGAGAAAGAUGACGGUUUUGCAUCACUAGAGCAGCUCAUUGAAGAUUUGACAACAGAGAAGUUUUCGUUACAAAGGACUUUAGAGAAAUCUCAAGAACUAGCCCAAAAUUUGGCAACGGAUAACUCAGCAUUGACAGAUAAAUUCAACCAACAGGCACACGUUAUCAGCCAGUUGACCUCUGACAUGGAGAGGUUGCAGGAUGAAAUUCAAGCUCAACUGCUGGCACUUGAGACCAUCAGAUCGGAAUAUGCCAAUGCCCAACUAGAAUGCAAUGCUGCAGAUGAGAGGGGCAAAGUACUCGCAGCAGAAGUCAUUCUAUUGGAAGAUAAGGCUCUUAAACUGAGGUCAAAUGAGUUGAAACUUGAAAAGGAAGUGGAGGGUUUAAAUUCAGAGAUUUCUUCCUACAAACGCAAAGUUUCUAGUCUAGAGAAGGAACGUCAACAUCUUCAAUCUACUGUUGAGGCUCUUCAAGAAGAAAAGAAGCUCCUACACUCUAAAUUGAGAAACAUUCCUGUGAGUGAGAAGGUAAAUGUCAUAGAAAAACCAUCAGUCGACAAAAGAGAUGCAUCAACUGCGACGGAGGAUUUAGAUACAGGGGAAAGCAGCUCUUCACAAACACUGACCAGUACCAGUGACCCAUUACAAGAUGUUGGAACAUCUGUUUCACAGUUUAAUAAUAUGUCUGAUUUUCCUUCCUUCGGAGAGGCAUCUUCUAGCAUUCCAGACGAUCAGCUCAGAAUGAUUGACAACAUCAACUCCUUGAUGUCGGAGUUAGCAGUGGAGAGAGAAGAGCUAAUGCGGGCACUGAGAAUCGAGUCAUCCAACUGCUCCAAGCUGAAGGAGCUGAACAGGGAUCUAACACAAAAGCUGGAGACUCAGACACAGAGACUUGAGCUAUUGACUUCUGAAAGGAUGGCCAAUGAGAAUGUCCUUGCAAGACAGGUCGACACACACUUCAAUGAUGCAACAAUGUAUGCUGAUGAAGGGGACGAGGUUGUCGAAAGGGUGCUUGGCUGGAUAAUGAAGCUCUUCCCUGGAGGGCCAAAGCGUCGCACCAGCAAACUCAACUAG